This is a messenger RNA of Dendroctonus ponderosae (mountain pine beetle), 1260 nucleotides long. Its product is annotated as venom acid phosphatase Acph-1. NCBI's taxonomy places the organism in Eukaryota, Metazoa, Arthropoda, Insecta, Coleoptera, Curculionidae. The record is from RefSeq and is a predicted model, not a curated record. The transcript is spliced from 7 exons. Gene Ontology annotation, biological process: dephosphorylation. Gene Ontology annotation, molecular function: phosphatase activity. The coding region runs from base 46 to 1161 and encodes 371 amino acids.
AGUGCGAACUGGAGUAAUGAAGUUAUCAGUAGCACUUUUGGCAAGAUGAAAUCAUUUACCUUUCUGAUAGUUUUUCCCGCUUUGUGGGCUAGUCUAUCAGCCUCUGCUCUGCUCCCCAGUUCGGCAGAUUCCUCUACAUUGAAGUUACUGCAUGUGAUGUUUCGUCAUGGAAAUAGAAAUCCUGACGAAGAUAGCAUCAUCCCUAACAGCACUUACUCCGAUGAAAGCUACUACCCUGAAGGAUUUGGCCAACUGACUAACGCUGGUAAAUUGACUGAAUAUACAAUUGGACUCCUCUUGAGAGCAAGAUACAACAAAUUCUUCACCGACACAUGGAAUGUAAAUUAUUUGGAAGCCAGAUCCACCAAUGUUAACAGAACGAAGAUGUCCUUGGAGCUUUUGCUAGCUGGGCUCUACCCACCCAAAAAAAGCCAAGUGUGGUCUGAUCUUCCUUGGCAGCCAAUUCCCUUCAAUUAUGUGCCUACUGCUGAAGACAAGGAAACUCUACCCUGGGCUGCCUGCGCUACAAAUCUCAACAAAUUACUGUCAGAAAUCACCGGCUCCCCAGAAAUUGUCGCAUACGGUGAAAGAUACAGCGAACUGCUUGAAAUUUUGACAGAAAAAUCCGGUUCCACCGCCACCUUACUUAGCCCCUACAGUUACUACUUUGGAUUUGCUACACAAGAAGAGCUUGGCUACACCUUGGACUCCUGGGUGUCCUCCAUCUACCCGGAACCCAUCCACUCAGCUGCUGUUGAUUAUUACUACUACUACACCAAUAAUACCGCGAUCCGGAAACUGGCAGCUGGAUAUUUACUGAAGAAAAUCCUGGCUGACACUAAAUCGAAAAUUGAUGGAACCAUCAGCCCAUCUUCCAGAAAGGCCUUCUUGUACUCUGCUCACGAACUGAACUCCGCCUCCAUGCUUCUUUCCCUAAAUGCCUUCAAAAUCACCGAAGUCCCUCCUUAUGGCGCCCAUGUUAUCUUUGAGGUCCAUGAGAUACUGGGAAUUUGGGGAAUCAAGCUAUUCUACCAAAACUAUCAAAGCUACGAUCCCAUACCCGUUAAAAUCAAUGGAUGUGGUUAUUUCUGCCCAUACGAAGAGUUUUACAGCUUGGUUGAAGAAAUCCUUCCCGAGUCCGAUGACGAAUGCUUUUCUUAAGUUUUUAUUCAUUUAAGAUGAGCUAUUACCAUAUUACCAUUUCGCAUCUAUGCAACCGCUGUAUGAAAAUACUUUAAAUAAAUUGAUUGGAUCCAUUAA